Onychostoma macrolepis is the source of this 1002-nucleotide messenger RNA. RefSeq lists its product as uncharacterized. Lineage: Eukaryota; Metazoa; Chordata; Actinopteri; Cypriniformes; Cyprinidae. The transcript is spliced from 5 exons. The record is from RefSeq and is a predicted model, not a curated record. The coding region runs from base 1 to 1002 and encodes 333 amino acids.
AUGGCUGACAAUUACGAUGCUACUUUCGAUAAUCUUGUGUUUGACGAAGAUUUAGAACACAUCCUUGAAGAGAUAUUUGAUGAAGCCCAACUAACUGUUUGCGAGGACGACAAUGGCCUUAACGGUGGGCAUAAUGAUGACAACAAUCUUGUAAUAAUAACUGCAGAGGAUGUGCAGCGGGGGGUUGCGGAGGGACCCGAGUUACGUAACGAACCAGCCAACGUCACAACGGCCGCCCCCUCCCACACGGAGUGUUCCGAUGAACAACUUCACACGCCUACCAUCCGUGCAAACGCUCGCACGGACGUAAUCGAACCCCCCACGCAGCGAAUGUAUGGUUGCGGACAGGCCGUAAAACGCGCGAGGCUGCCCGAACAGGAAACGAACGACUCGCCGUCCGCCAGCCGUUUAAGGACUUCAGAGAACAACGAACAAGCUCAUGACCAACGAGGGCUAACAGCUUGGUCUGAUUCGCUGGUCCACGCAUGGGAUCAGGUAUCCUUCACUGAUACGGAGAGUGAGGAAGAAGAAGAGGAGGAGGUGGAGGAGGUUGCGGAAUUACUACAUGAAAUACCUCGGGAGCUGUUUAGCGAUCGCGAUUUAAAUAGAAGGCUUGAUCGCGAAGCGUUGAACCGUGUUAAUCGUUACUUUGAAAGACUUUUUGAUCUGGCCGGACAACCGUUGACUUACCGGCAAAUUGAAGAAAUUGCAGCUAACGCGCAAGGUGACGUUAUUUCGAUUUUAAGAAAUGUCAUAUCCUGUCAACAACAACACACCGAAGCCUUACGACAUGCAGCGGAGUUUUGGAGAAAUUGUCACGAAGAGUUAUAUAACGAAUUCACGCAAUUUCGCCAGAGUAUGAUCGGAGUACCGGAGGAAAUCCGGGAAAACCGGACCAAGCAGAGAUUGGCGGUAAAUGCAUUAUCUUUGAUGUCCGAGCAUUUGAAUCUGCUACAGAGAAUGUUGGUAGAUUUGCAUGAACGUAUGAUAUCCAGGAGAUAA